GGGGCGCGGCGGCAGGAAAGAUGGCAGCGGUGGUGGCGGCAGCGACGACUGUCUCAACCUCAACCACGGCCUCAGCCACGGCGACAGCCACGGCAGCGGCCCUCGGGGAGGUGGAGGAUGAAGGGCUCUUGGCGUCGCUGUUCCGAGACCGGUUCCCUGAGGCCCAGUGGCGGGAGCGGCCCGAGAGCGGCUCUGGGCUGGAGCGGCUGCGGCGCGAGCCGGAGCGCCUGGCAGAGGAGCGGGCGCAGCUGCUGCAGCAGACUCGCGACUUGGCCUUCGCCAACUACAAGACCUUCAUCCGCGGCGCCGAGUGCACCGAACGCAUCCACCGCCUCUUUGGCGACGUGGAGGCGUCGCUCCGCCGCCUGCUUGACCGCUUGCCCAACUUCCAGCAGAGCUGCAGAAACUUUGUGAAGGAAGCCGAGGAGAUCAGCUCCAACCGCCGGAUGAACACCCUGACUCUAAAUCGGCACACGGAAAUCCUGGAAAUCCUGGAGAUUCCUCAGCUCAUGGACACUUGUGUCCGGAACAGCUAUUAUGAAGAGGCCCUGGAGCUUGCAGCCUAUGUACACCGACUAGAAAGGAAGUACUCCUCCAUCCCUGUCAUCCAGGGCAUUGUGAAUGAGGUGCGCCAGUCCAUGCAACUGAUGCUGAGCCAGCUGAUCCAGCAACUGAGGACCAACAUCCAGCUCCCUGCCUGCCUCCGUGUCAUUGGCUACCUGCGGCGCAUGGACGUCUUCACUGAGGCUGAGCUGAGGGUGAAAUUUCUUCAGGCCCGGGAUGCUUGGCUCCGUUCCAUCCUGACGGGCAUCCCUAAUGAUGAUCCCUAUUUCCAUAUCACAAAAACUAUCGAGGCCUGCCGUGUCCAUCUCUUUGAUAUCAUCACGCAGUACCGUGCCAUCUUUUCAGACGAGGACCCACUGCUGCCCCCUGCCAUGGGAGAGCCCACUGUCAAUGAGAGUGCCAUCUUCCAUGGUUGGGUGCUACAGAAAGUCUCACAGUUUCUGCAGGUGCUAGAGUCAGACCUUUAUCGGGGAAUAGGGGGCCGCCUGGACUCUCUGCUGGGCCAGUGCAUGUACUUUGGGCUCUCCUUCAGCCGGGUGGGAGCUGAUUUCCGGGGUCAGUUGGCUCCUGUUUUCCAGCGGGUGGCCAUCAGCACUUUCCAGAAAGCAAUUCAGGAAGCUGUGGAGAAAUUCCAGGAUGAAAUGAACUCCUACACCCUCAUCUCAGCUCCAGCCAUUCUGGGCAGCAGUAACAUGCCUCCUGCUGUGCCAGCUGCUCAGCCAGGGACACUGCAGCCACCAAUGGUACUCUUAGACUUCCCACCCCUUGCUUGCUUCCUCAACAAUAUUCUGGUUGCCUUCAAUGAUCUGCGCCUCUGCUGCCCUGUGGCCUUGGCGCAAGAUGUGACUGGGGCCUUAGAGGAUGCUCUUGCCAAGGUAACCAAAAUAAUCCUGGCCUUCCAUCGUGCCGAAGAAGCUGCCUUCAGCAGUGGGGAACAAGAGCUCUUCGUCCAGUUCUGCACUAUCUUUCUGGAAGACCUCGUUCCUUAUUUGAAUCGCUGUCUCCAAGUCCUUUUCCCACCAGCUCAGAUAGCACAGACUUUAGGCAUUCCGCCCACUCAGCUAUCUAAGUACGGACACCUGGGGCAUGUGAACAGCAGUGCCAUCCAGGAGCCUCUUGCCUUCAUCCUGCCCAAGAGAGAGAUGGUCUUCCCCUUAGAUGAGAAGGAGCUCGUGCCUGAGCUCACAGCUCCUGCACCUGAGUGUCCAACACCCGAGUGUCCAAGUCCAGCCGAGGAACCAAGCUUGGCGCCAGUCCCUCCAGCUCACCUUGAAGAUGGGCAGGAGGAGGUGCCAUCGGUGGAGCCGCUGCAGGGGGAGACGCCUGGUUUGGGGCCCUAAGGUGUUCCUGCGUCUGUGGUGGAGAACCGGUGUGCGGGCGGUCUGCGGGGAAGAGCUGCUGCUGGCGGUGCGGGGCCGGGGCUCCCUCGCCCGGGAGUGCACAGGACGGACUCUGGAGCCUGGAAGAUGUUCUCGGAAGGGACGCCUAGGAAUUGAACAGGGAGCUUCCGGGUUCGCUCUACCUGGGUGGAAGCAAACAAUAAAGCUGCUUGUUCUCA
Tupaia belangeri chinensis (Chinese tree shrew) is the source of this 2122-nucleotide messenger RNA. It is a transcript of the gene COG8, whose product is annotated as component of oligomeric golgi complex 8. The record is from RefSeq and is a predicted model, not a curated record. Gene Ontology annotation, biological process: intra-Golgi vesicle-mediated transport. Gene Ontology annotation, cellular component: COG complex. Lineage: Eukaryota; Metazoa; Chordata; Mammalia; Scandentia; Tupaiidae.